AUGUUUCUAGUGGCGUUAUUUAUAUUACUACAAAUAUUAUGCGUUGUCUAUUAUUUUUUACCAUUAAAACAAGAAAAAAGUUUAGCUAAUUUAAUAACACCAAUACUAUUUAUUUUUACAUCGGAUAAAUUAUUAUUGAAAGAAUUAAUUCGUGCUUGGUUACAUUUUAUUAUUGUAUUAGCCUCAUUUAUUGCAAAUUGUUUUGCUGAAAAAUAUGAUUUUCCCAAAAUACCUGGCAAAAAGUUACAUUUUGGUGGGUUAAUAAGUUACAAAGGAUCAUUACGUACCAGUGAUUGUUGGGAAUUAAACUCAUCAGAAAAAACUGCUAAUGUUGUUGCUCGUGUUCAAUAUCAGUUAGACAGAUUAAUCCUAGAUUUUUUUAAUGAUCCUUCCAAACCAACAUGGAUGGGUAUAUUUUACGCAUUUUUAUUAGGCGCAAAUGGGUUUUGUCAAACAUUAUUUUUACAAGCAUAUUUUCAGCGACAAUUUACUAUUGGUAUGAGAUUCAGGGCUGCUGCUACGGGUCUUGUGUAUAGAAAAAGUUUAAAACUUUCAAAUUCUUCUAAGCAAACAACUACAACGGGUGAAAUAGUCAAUUUAAUGUCAAUCGAUGCUUCACGUUUUGGCGACUUGUGUAACGCUAAACAAAUGAAAUUAAAAGAUCAACGAAUCAAAACAAUGAAUGAAGUUUUAAAUGGUAUUAAGGUUAGCAUAACUUAUAUGUAACUUUCAGAAGAAAACUCGACUUACAGAUGACUGCGAUGGUGCUUGAAUCUUCCCACACAAAUGUAGACAGCUUUGCUAAGGAUAGUCCUUCUGCACUUUCACAAGCAUGAAAUAUUGACACAUGCCUUGCAAACAGAUUGACGGACGAAAAAGUAGAUUGAAACAGCUCAGCCUUUGGCACAUUUUUACUUAUUUUCGAAUUUUAUGCCGGUUUGCCAUUCUUACGUACAAGGGGUCGUCAAUGACGACUUCUCAUAACAAGGCCGAACAGGUGAAAUAACAAAUUUUGAGAGAUUAGGCAAGACAGGAUAUGAAAAGCCGAAAAAUUCGUGCUGUACUGAUAGACACAUAGUAUGGAAAGGAAUUCCUUUUGUAUUUCUUUCCCCGUAUGCUUUCGUUUUUUUAACCACCUUCGGCCAAAUUUUCGCCUAAAACGUUUUUCGAUCGUAGGAUGGGGAGACCCCCCCCUCCUGCUUUCGAAAACUUUUGCUUUUCCCGCAGCAAAAUAUGAUAAAGCUUCUUUUCCUGCGUAGUAGCAGUAAAAAGAAACAUUAUCGAAGAGGAAAAUUUUAACUCACUAGGUUCUGAGGGUCAAGGUUUUUCUUUUAUUCUGAUUAGUUGAGAAUCGUGUGCAAUCGUUCAGAGAAGAGAAAAAACAGAAAAAUCGAUCGUUUUCCGUCUCUACUCCUUUCUGAAAAUUAAUGGGCAUUUUGCUUCACUUUUUGUUUCACCUGUAUUCAGUGGCUGCGGCCAGCACCGAAAAUUUUGAUUUCAUCCCUAGAGAAACUUCUACCCAAGAUUUUGGGAACAGAAAUUUCAAGAUGUUGCAAGAGCUUGAGUGGAAAAUUUUCUUUACAUUGUGUUUUUAUUUAUGAAAAUCAUAGCCAACGGACACUCGACCAUAUAGAAUCAUAGGUUCUUCCUUAGACAACCAUGUUCAAGAAGGAAAAAAGUCGAAAAUAUGCUAACGAGGGAACAUUCCCAAGUGAUACGCUCCCUUUCGAUUCAUUCAUAUCUCAUUCAAUAGAGUAUAUUGAGGUAAGAAAAAGGCUAAAAGGAUCUGUGCUCUUGACUCUUGAAGACCCAGUUUUCUGGAAAACCAGUUUUUCAGAAACUUUAAAGAAUAACCAAAACCUUUUCUUGAUGAU
Messenger RNA from Didymodactylos carnosus, 1874 nucleotides. NCBI's taxonomy places the organism in Eukaryota, Metazoa, Rotifera, Eurotatoria, Philodinida, Philodinidae. The record is from the annotation of a GenBank genome assembly.